UUUCUCCGUGAUCCCGGGAUGGGCUCCGGCCCCUGGCUCCGGCUCCUCCUGGCCCUCGCAGUUUUUUGGGGGAUCCAAGCCCAGAAAACCAUUCUGGGAACUUUGGGAAAGCCGACGAUCCUACAAAUCCCCCCGGAACUCCAAGAGCGCGCCCGUAGCUCCGGCGAGGCCUCCUGGAAAAAAUCCCUGGAGGAGCCCCAAAAGAAGAAAUUCCUGCUGAAGCUUUCGGGGCCGAAUUUCACCGAGUUCGAGCGGGGCCGGAUCCGCUUCCACCRGGAAGAUUUUUCCCUGGAAAUCCUCAACACGAGCCGGGAGGACGAGCGGCUCUACGAGUUCAGCGUCAGCGCCGGCCCCGAGGAGUCGCUCUGGCAGAUCCACCUUCCCAUUUUCCCAGAGCCGGUGUCCGAGCUCUCCGUCCGCGUCCUGGGCCGGGCUGUGUCCAACGGCAGCUGCUCUCUGUGGCUGCGCUGCUCCUCCGGCCGCGGCGACGGCGUUUCCUUCUCGUGGCGGGGUCCGGCCAACGCCACCGGCGGGGUCUGCUCGGCCGCCGGCGCCGCCCUCAACCUCUCGUACUCGCCGCGGGAUGGACCCUUGGGCUGCGUCUGCACCGCCAGCAACGCCGUCAGCCGGCGUGAGGUGACCUUCGAGGCUGACCAGUGCGGAGAUGGACAGUGGGGUGACCCCGGGCUGAGGCCGGAGCUCCUCGUGCCAUUGGUGACCCUCGGUGUCAUCGCCAUCAUCGUCACCGUGGUCUUUGUCACCGUCAGGGCCACCCGCAGGGCCAGAG
Molecule: messenger RNA, 787 nt
Organism: Malurus melanocephalus (red-backed fairy wren)
Lineage: Eukaryota; Metazoa; Chordata; Aves; Passeriformes; Maluridae
Gene: SLAMF1
Product: signaling lymphocytic activation molecule family member 1
Exons: 4
Source: RefSeq, a predicted model, not a curated record